Molecule: messenger RNA, 2792 nt
Organism: Nerophis lumbriciformis (worm pipefish)
Lineage: Eukaryota; Metazoa; Chordata; Actinopteri; Syngnathiformes; Syngnathidae
Gene: mapk3
Product: mitogen-activated protein kinase 3
Biological process (GO): protein phosphorylation
Molecular function (GO): ATP binding; MAP kinase activity
Source: RefSeq, a predicted model, not a curated record
CGUUAGCCCAGCACGCGCAUUUACGCUGCGUACGCGGACACCAAAUCCCAGCUCUCGCAAGAGAAAAAAACGUUUCCACUCGGGGUGGUGUCGAGCGGGCCCCACUUUGGCUUUUUGUUCCGUAAAUCGAACAUUCUGCUCGGUGAAAAGCCCUCGAGUGAAGACGUUGAAAGCAUUGCGGUAAAAAAAAAGUCAGUGACAGACGGAGCAGGCGCGGCUUGGAGAGGAAAAGAAUGGCGGAUUCGAGCAGCACCGCAGCGGUCGGGGCCGCAGCCUCUAACAACAGCGUUGCUGCUGCCGGGGCGGCUGGCACUGUUGCGCAUGAUGGAGCCCCCGGAGCGGCGGGUCAAAAAACACCCUCCGAGUCUGUGAAGGGCCAGAUUUUUGAUGUGGGCCCCCGCUACACCAACCUGUCUUACAUCGGGGAGGGCGCUUACGGAAUGGUGUGCUCUGCCCUGGACCACGUGACCAACCAGCGUGUGGCCAUCAAGAAGAUCAGCCCGUUUGAGCACCAGACGUACUGCCAGCGCACGCUGAGAGAAAUCAAGAUUCUGCUGCGUUUCAACCACGAGAAUAUCAUCGGCAUCAACGACAUCCUGAGGGCUCGGCACAUCGACAACAUGAGAGAUGUCUACAUCGUGCAGACGCUGAUGGAGACAGACCUGUACAAGCUGCUCAAGAGCCAGAGGCUGAGCAACGACCACGUCUGCUAUUUCCUCUACCAGAUCCUGCGAGGACUCAAGUAUAUCCACUCUGCCAACGUGUUGCACCGGGACCUCAAGCCCUCCAACCUGCUCAUCAACACCACUUGUGACCUCAAGAUUUGUGACUUCGGCCUGGCGAGGAUCGCCGACCCCGAGCACGACCACACAGGAUUCUUGACCGAGUACGUGGCCACGCGUUGGUACAGGGCUCCAGAAAUCAUGCUCAACUCCAAGGGUUACUCCAAGUCUAUUGACAUCUGGUCAGUGGGCUGCAUCUUGGCUGAGAUGCUCUCCAAUAAGCCCAUCUUCCCUGGGAAACACUACCUGGACCAGCUUAACCACAUUCUGGGCGUCCUUGGCUCUCCAUCCCAAGAAGAUCUCAACUGCAUCAUUAAUAUGAAAGCCAGGAACUAUCUGCAGUCCCUCCCUGAAAAGCCCAAGAUCCCAUGGGAGAAGCUUUUCUACAAGGCAGACUGUAAAGCUCUGGACCUGCUGGGCCGCAUGUUGACCUUUAACCCCAACAAGCGUAUCAGCGUUGAGGAGGCACUGGCCCACCCUUAUCUGGAGCAGUACUACGACCCCACAGAUGAGCCAGUGGCAGAAGAGCCAUUCACCUUCUCCAUGGAGCUGGAUGAUCUUCCCAAGGAGAAGCUGAAGGAACUCAUCUUUGAGGAGACUGCUCGCUUCCAGGAAAACUACCAGGGCUCCUGAGAGAUACAGUCUGAGGAUGUGUCAAAGCCGACCAACCACGGGCUGGGAAGCAGAAGAGCCGAGUGGACAUGCUUGAACACAAGAAAACUUAUCCCUCAAGAAUCCAAGAAAAAGAUCAAAAAUCUGAACUGCUUUUGUCUCAUUGCCUCUGCAAGCAAGCUAAGUGUUUGACUCUGAUUGGUGUGCUUUGGUGGGGCUGUGCUCUCUCCUUUCUGCUCCUGAUCCUGUCCUCAUCAUCUCUUCAUGGCCGCCUUCCGGCCAGCUCCAUAGAAACCACCAUGACUCUCCUGUUUUGCUUCAUCUUCACGGAGAGCACAAGCACCUGGCCCAGUCAAGCUUGUUGACAUCUUCUCUAAUUCAUCUUGGACCCUCCUUCUCAGGCCAUUCAAUCCAUGGCGCCUGGGCCUCCCAGAUGGAUUGAGUGGCGUGGAUGAAUGAGAACAUCCUUUGGCAUGUUUACACAACGCACGCAUUCCUGAGAUUUACCAAAGUGGAUGAGAGACGCCAGGAAGGAGUUGGGGACGCAACCAUGUCCCCCUGAGCUCCAUCAAACACCACCUCUAAUUGUUAGUCACACUACAUAGUUAGAUGUGCUCCAGAAUAUCUGGCCUGUGCAUGUUUGCUGAGCAGUGUCAAAGCACAAGUGGUUUAAAACACUAAGGAGCCAAUUCUUGUCCUGCUUAAGCGACUUGGCAUCAUUCCUUAGCUCCAAAUAUACAACGUAGUACUCUUUCAAGUCCACACAAAGUAAACAAGAUGUAAAACAGCCCCCUCUGCUGGCCACUGCAUCAACUCACCACUUUUUAUAUCAGGGGUGUCCAAACUUUUCCCACUGAAAAAUCAUAUAUUUCAUUUUCAUAAGCGACACAAAUAUAGAUUUUUGUUUGACCUUUAGUGCUCCCCUCAAGUUUCAGUCAUAAAAAUGUUAAAAUAAGUCACACAGUAUUUUUGUUCUUUUUAAUGAUUACAUCUCAAUCUGUCAAUAGAAACGUUUUUUAAAUGUUUUAUGGCCUUUUUAUCAAAACCCAGUUUGGAAGACAAAACACCAAAUAUGCAAUAUUUUCCUCCCCAAAAAAUAUUUCGGAGUAAAAUUUUUGAUGUGAAGUAAUAGAUAGUAAUAGAUCAAUAAUUGGUAACAUUGAUUUUUUUUUUAGCAAUGACAGUUCCAAAAAUCCCACUAAAAUUCUUGACUAUUCAAAAGCACUCAUAAAAGUGUUAAGUUAUACAUUUUAUUUUGACUUUCAGUCGAUCAACCUCAGAUCUUUCUGUCCAUUAUCAUUUUUUUAAAUGUUUUAUAUAUAAAUGCGUGCGUGCGUGCGUGUGUGUGUGUGUGUGUAUAUAUAUAUAUACACACAUAUAUAUAUAUAUAUAUAUAUA